GCGCUCCUGCCUGCCCGCUGGCGCAGCCCCGCUGGCCGCCGCCGCGCUCGCUGCGAGCGCGGUGCAGCCGUGGGGGCCCGUCGGUCGAAGGCAGCCCGCCGCCUUCGCGGCCGCCCGGGCGGAGCGCGCCGCGCUGCCCGCCCGGCACGGGAGACGCCCGACAUGGGCGCCUCGGCCGUGCCGCGGGGCGGCCGCUUCCGCUGCCACGGGCGUUGAUCUCCAGCAUCGCGUCCUCAGAAGAGCCGGAGAAGGAGGGGCGCCCUCGGCCAGCACGAGCAAGCGCUCCGCGGUGGUCCUCGAG
Molecule: messenger RNA, 301 nt
Organism: Prorocentrum cordatum
Lineage: Eukaryota; Dinophyceae; Prorocentrales; Prorocentraceae
Source: the annotation of a GenBank genome assembly